GUGCUUUUCUAUGUUUAUACCGCUUUAUGCUUAUGGGAAAGUUAAAAGAUGUUUGAUUUGAGUAGAAACUGGUGUAUCUAGGACAGAAGUACCUGGAUUGAAAACGCCUAUAGUGUUCCACUGCCGAUGAACCAACUUAUACUAAAAAGGUGCUGGAUAGUUCAGUAGGGAAACUCCUGCUGGCUUGCAGACUGCUUUUUGGUUUCUAUCUAGAAAAUGUUGAAGAAGGAUGUUUGAUGGCACAGGCUUAUCAGCUUGACAUCUGUUGUUAAUAAGAUAUUGAAAAGUGAUUGUAUGUUAGAACUGUAAAAGAUGGCACCCAUCUUGAACAAGAAGCCUAUUGCCGCCCCGUCAUAUCCAGAAGCAUCUGUGGGGCCAAUCCAGGCCACAGCCACAGUAGUCAUUCAUCCUGGAUCUAUGUUUCUUCGAAUCGGCCGUGCCUCGGACACUAUACCUCACACGAUACCUCAUGUCAUAGCACGUCGCCGGAAAACAGUUGGAGCAGUUGUGUAUGAAGACCCAAUACUUAUCCCAACUGUAGAUGUGGAUCCAGAGGCACAAAAAGUAAUGGAAGAAACAAGAGUUAGUGUGACACGGGUGUUGUCAUCAUGCCUAACAUCUGAAGGUCAACACCGGCAUCCUGUAUCUUCAGAAAAGAUUCAAGAAUACAACAGGGUUGUAAAACCAAAAAUAUUGGCAGGAAGUUGUGAUUUACACUGGACAAAAGUUGAUAUAAACCAGGAGUUCAUGAUUGGAGAAGAAGUUUUAUACUUGAAUCCUUCAGAGAAGUUUAAUGUACACUGGCCAAUUAGGCGAGGACGUUUUAAUUUACACCCUGGUGCUGGAGGAACUCUAACUAGUGUUCUUAGUGAUCUUGAAGUAAUUUGGGGAAAUUGUAUUCAACAGUACUUGGAUAUACCCUUGAAAGAUUUGAAACACUAUGGGGCAGUGCUGGUUGUUCCUGAUGUAUAUGAUCGCCAGCAUGUAAAAGAGACUGUUAACCUACUGCUGAAUAGACUUUGCUUUUCUCGUUGCUUCAUACAUUUGGAAUCUGUGUGUGCUACAUUUGGUGCUGGCCUAAGUUAUGCCUGUGUAGUGGAUGUGGGAGACCAAAAAACUGUAGUGUCUUGUGUUGAAGAUGGUAUUUCACAUGGAGAAACUAGGCUAUGUAUGGAGUAUGGAGGAAGUGAUGUCACUCAACUCUUUCAUUUCCUGUUGAAAAAGUGUGGCUUCCCUUGGAAAGAUUGUAAUCCCUCUCGUCGAACUGAUUCCUUACUUUUACAAGAACUCAAAGAAAAUCUUUGUCACAUAAACUUGGAUAUCUUUGGUAUCCAGGAACGAGCUUUUCAGAUUAAACAACCUGAAUUACCACUUCUUCAGUACAAGAUAAAGGUAGGGGAUGACUGUCUAGUGGCACCUCUUGGUUACUUUCACCCAGAACUGUUUGCACUCACAGGAACAAAGAAGGUCUGCACUUUGCAGCGAUCAAGAGGCGAUCCUGAAGAUCCUCACGAUGAAGAUUAUCUUCUACUGACUCAGCGUCGAGGAGCUAAAGAUAUGACAGAUGGAGGUCAGGCUGAGCUAGGAACCCAAAAUGAAGACAGUCAGCUGGGUUCAAGUCUGCUUGAUGAUGAGAUGGACACUAAUGAAACAGCUCCCUCUGUUACUCUUCAAGAAACUGAAAGAGAACUACAAUGUGAUCAGCUUUUAGGAGUAGACCAAGCCAUCAUUCAGAGUAUUGAUCGAUGUGAUUCAGAUGACUUGAAAAGGAAGAUGUUCAGUUGUAUUCUUGUUGUGGGUGGAGGUCUGUUAUUCUCAGGUGUUGAGACUUGGUUGUACAACAGACUGUCAAUGCAGAUCCCCAUUCUCUACAGAGGCGAACAGUUGGAUAUCAUUACGCAGCCUAAGGAUAUGGACCCUAGGAUCACAUCUUGGAAGGGUGCAGCUAUCAUGAGUUGUCUAGACACUGCACAAGAACUGUGGAUAAGACAAGGAGAGUGGCAAAGAUUUGGAGUGAGAAUGCUGCGGGAAAGAGCCCCUUUCACUUGGUAAUAAACUAAUUUAAGUUUUUGAAUACCUUGCCAAAGUUGUAAAUAAAAUAUUGUAUCUUCCUCA
Messenger RNA from Limulus polyphemus (Atlantic horseshoe crab), 2115 nucleotides. RefSeq names its product actin-related protein 8-like (gene Arp8). Lineage: Eukaryota; Metazoa; Arthropoda; Merostomata; Xiphosura; Limulidae. Gene Ontology annotation, cellular component: Ino80 complex. Bases 313 to 2052 code for a protein of 579 amino acids. Gene Ontology annotation, biological process: double-strand break repair; regulation of DNA-templated transcription. The transcript has 16 exons. The record is from RefSeq and is a predicted model, not a curated record.